Molecule: messenger RNA, 699 nt
Organism: Ilex paraguariensis (yerba mate)
Lineage: Eukaryota; Viridiplantae; Streptophyta; Magnoliopsida; Aquifoliales; Aquifoliaceae
Source: the annotation of a GenBank genome assembly
AUGCAAACUAUAAAGUCUUUUACCCCUGCAACAACAGUCGUUUUGCAGUGGUUGGUUUGGAGAAAAUACUUUGACUGGCGAAUUUGGGCUUCUUUGGUUCCAAUUGUUGGGGGAAUUCUUCUCACUUCUAUUACAGAGCUUAGUUUUAAUAUGUUCGGAUUUUGUGCUGCCUUAUUUGGAUGUCUUGCUACUUCUACAAAGACCAUCCUCGCGGAGUCUCUGCUGCACGGUUACAAGUUUGACAGCAUAAACACAGUGUACUACAUGGCACCUUUUGCGACAAUGAUUUUGGCUGUACCGGCUUUACUACUGGAAGGUUCUGGGGUUGUGGAAUGGUUUCACACAAGUCCCUCACUUAUCUCGUCACUUGUACUUAUUUUCGGUUCUGGAGUGAUGGCUUUUUGCCUUAACUUCUCGAUCUUUUAUGUGAUUCACUCUACAACUGCAGUUACGUUUAAUGUAGCUGGAAAUCUUAAGGUUGCCGUUGCUGUUACGUGUUCAUGGCUGAUCUUCAGAAACCCCAUAUCGGCUUUGAACGCUGUUGGAUGUGCUGUGACACUUGUGGGAUGUACAUUCUACGGGUAUGUGAGGCACAUGCUCUCCCAACAGCCACCAGGAACUCCUCGCACACCCCGAACUCCACGCAACCGUCUAGAGCUGCUUCCUCUCGUAAUCGAUAAGCUGGAUGAUAAGGUUUAG